AAGAGAAAGAGAUAAAUAGACGUAUAGAGAGAGAAAAUGGGUUCCAUUGCUAUGUUAGAGAAGCCUCAUGCAGUAUGCAUACCAUACCCAGCUCAAGGCCACAUAAACCCCAUGCUAAAACUAGCCAAACUACUCCAUUUCCAAGGCUUUCACAUCACCUUUGUCAACACAGAAUUCAACCAUCAACGCCUCUUGAAAUCCCGAGGGCCCGACUCUCUCAACGGCCUCUCAUCGUUUCGGUUCGAAACCAUUCCCGACGGCCUUCCUCCGUCGGAUGCCGACGCCACCCAAGACAUCCCCUCCCUGUGUGCCUCCACCACUAAGCACUGCUUAACUCCGUUCAGAGAACUCCUCUCGAAACUCAACGACACCACUUCGUCCAACGUACCUCCGGUCACCUGCAUUGUUUCUGAUGCAAUCAUGAGCUUCACUGUCGAAGCUGCCGAAGAACUGGGCAUCCCUGAAGUCCUCUUCUGGACAGCAAGUGCUUGUGGCUACAUGGGUUAUGCCCAGUAUCCUAAUCUCAUUGAAAAGGGUUUUGCUGGAUUCAAAGGUACGAGUUUGGAUGCCGUUAUAGAUUGGAUACCAGGCAUGGAAGGUAUACGUCUGAAGGAUAUUCCAACUUUUAUUAGAACCACAGACCCAGAUGAAUUUAUGAUAAAGUUCGUCAAUAAUGAAGUUGAGAGAGCUAAAAGAGCUUCUGCUAUUAUUUUCAACACGUUUGAAGAACUUGAGCAUGACGUUGUGGACGGACUAUCGUCCAUGUUUCCUCCAAUUUACACAAUUGGACCUUUACAUUUACUCAUCAACCAAGUUGACAAUGAUGAUUUGAAGCCUAUAGGAUCUAAUUUAUGGAAAGAAGAGGCAGAAUGUCUUUCGUGGCUCGACACGAAAGAACCCAACUCUGUUGUUUACGUAAAUUUUGGAAGCAUUGCUGUCAUGACACCCAACCAACUGGUUGAGUUUGCUUGGGGACUUGCUAAUAGCAACCAGACCUUUUUGUGGGUGAUAAGGCCUGACCUUGUCUCCGGGGAUUCGGCUAUCCUUCCACCGGAAUUCUUGUCCGUCACCAAAGAAAGGGGCUUAUUAGCAAGUUGGUGUCCACAGGAGCAAGUUCUAAUCCACCCGUCGAUUGGAGGGUUCUUAACUCACAAUGGGUGGAAUUCAACGCUUGAAACCAUAAGUUGUGGAGUGCCCAUGAUCUGUUGGCCAUUUUUUGCAGAGCAGCAGACCAACUGUUGGUUCUGCUGCAAUAAGUGGGGCAUAGGCAUGGAGAUAGAUAGUGAUGUGAAGAGAGAUGAAGUUGAGCUUCUUGUUAACGAGUUGAUGGUUGGGAAUAAGGGAAAAGAAAUGAAGAAGGAGGCAAUGGAGUGGAAGAAAUUGGCUGAAGAGGCAAGCACAAGUUCAGCUGGGUCAUCUUACAUGAAUCUACAGAAAAUGAUAAACCAAGUGCUUCUCUGUCCAAAAAAAUUGAACUAAUUAAUUAGUAGUUGUUCCUUUUUUUUCAAUUAAUUUGAACCACAGAGUUUGUAACAUGAUAAUUUGGAGUUUUUUUUUUUGCGAAAUUUUUUGUUUGCUUGUUU
Messenger RNA from Cornus florida, 1583 nucleotides. RefSeq names its product 7-deoxyloganetin glucosyltransferase-like. Bases 37 to 1479 code for a protein of 480 amino acids. The record is from RefSeq and is a predicted model, not a curated record. NCBI's taxonomy places the organism in Eukaryota, Viridiplantae, Streptophyta, Magnoliopsida, Cornales, Cornaceae. Gene Ontology annotation, molecular function: UDP-glycosyltransferase activity. The transcript has 2 exons.